AUGCUAUUUGAUCAUACCUCAGUGCGUACAGCGCUUAAUAUUGAUGUAACAACUAUUCACGACGAGCUAUGUACUGUUUUCGGUGAUGAAGCUCCUUCUUAUCGAACAAUUACAAGAUGGGCUCAAUGGUUUCGUGAAGGUCGAGAAGAAAUUGAAGAUGAAGAACGAUCCGGAAGACCUGUAACUGAGUGUACUCUUGAAAAUAUUGAAAAAAUUCGUAGUAUUGUUAGUGAUGAUCCUCAUAUUACAAUAGCAGAAUUACAAGAGCAUACUGGUCUAAGUUAUGGCACCGUUCAUAGAAUAUUAUCUGAUCAUCUGGAACUUAGCACAUUCGACCCGAUUCAAUUUUCGUAA
Messenger RNA from Rotaria sp. Silwood1, 354 nucleotides. The record is from the annotation of a GenBank genome assembly. Lineage: Eukaryota; Metazoa; Rotifera; Eurotatoria; Philodinida; Philodinidae.